GUAAGCAGCAAAACGAGGAAAUUUUCAGUGUGUGCAUUCGUGUCGUUGGAUGCAUGCGAGAGCUAUCGUUAACACAAACCCACGUUUUUCAUGUAUUAUAAUGAAAAGACGGUAACGGCAUAGCAAAGUUUGGAGGGUUUAUGGAGAUUUUUAUGGUCACUAGUAGCUAGGAAGCGCUAUGGAAACAUGCGCUGGACUAUGACGGCUGUUUUUUUAUUAGCCUGACCAAGCGCUGUGAUCAGAUGCUCUUUGGUGAGACGGAAAGUUUAAUUUUAAGAACAUUUUCGCUCGGCAUGUUAUGACGGAAUCGCGAUAAAUUGUCUUGGUUAAACUGGACUUCCGAGUUAGUAUUCCGGCCUUGAGGUGUUAAUUGAACACUUACAUACAAAUGAAGCGGUCUUGGCGCAAGCUAAUGCUAACACCUGAUAAUGUAAUGGAAGCACCGUGAGCGACUAGCUACCUGUCUGCACUAGCUAACGUUAGCUCGGUCGUCACCUCGACAAUGUCUAAUAUGUAGUUGGCAUGGUGUGAGAAGUUUGGUUGGUCAAAACAUUUUGCAGCCAACGUAGAGAUUCAUUAGGCUGCGGAAAAUAACGCAAUUAUAAUCAAUUGAUACCGGAUUUGUUUUCAAUAGAAAGUGCUUCGUACACUUUGUGUUCUAGUCUGUUGAACAAGUUCGUCUUGUAAUAACGUUAACCAGCGUUAGUUGCCUUAGCAGAGACAAAGUUAUUUUCAUCUGUAGGACAAGUUGCUGUACCAUUGGCAGUCAUUAAUUCAAUGUUUAUCGAGAACUGUCAAUUAUUGUAGUUGACUCGCUGUUCACACAAUUCUUGUGAAUUACAUUUAACAUUAGUCACUAGCUAGCAAGCUCAGAUGACAUUAUUCGACACAAUUUAGUGGUGAUUAAGCAAUGAAUAGACAAUUCAUCACUUUUACUCGCUGUUUAGAACAUUGACAAAACUCUGGAUUGUUGCAUUUUGGAUUCCAUGGGCUAGUUUCUAGUAAUAAUUUGAUUUAGUCUUGUUAAUGAAUUUGCGUAACAGCAGCAUUUGGAGAUCAUACGUUCUUUGAACUUUGCAUUUUAAGCGUUAUUAUCGUGAUAGAAAGUAUUUCAAUGAGAUAUACAAUUGUCAGGAAGUCAUUGAACUGUUUAUUCCAGCAUAUUUUGAGAGAGAAUUUUACUUCAGAUUAGCUCAAAUUGGGUGCUGGUGAUCAACUCGUUCGUGGUGUGUUCCCACUUUCUGGACACGAGAAGAUGAGUAGCCAGGAGCAAGCUCCAGAUUCGUGCAAUGACAAAACCAACGUCGACGACAAUAUUACCAACAUCUUAGAAGGAAUCAUUCCACGUAACAGCCUUCAACUGAUGGAUGGAGACGAUGGUAAACAAGACGUUAACAUAGAUGCAGCGGACGCGUCUGUAUUUGCCCGAUCAACAGACUGUCAAAGUGGAGAUAACAAACAUACAAAAGACAGCAAGGACCCGAAUAACUUAAAGAACAAUGGAAUAACAUUUGCCUCCGCAACAGCCAUCCCUGACCGUGAUAAUGGUUCUAAUAAUGAUGAACACCACCACACUAAAAACAGCGCGGAGUCAGAACCGUCGGUAUCCGUACUUUCCAGUGGGAAAGCGGAUGAUGACGGUGACAUGGAUAUCGGUGUGGAUUUAAGUCUGGACGAAAGCGGUGUUUUGGAAUUAAAGCCGCCAGCCGAGGAAUCAACUUUUAUUGAGGAAAGUGCCUCUAGUUGCACCAGUGCAAACUCGUUAUCCUUAGACACUGUUACUGACAAGGACUCACCGAAACCUUUAGGAGAGGGGCAAGAUGGCUUGCCGUCAAGUUCUUCUAGCACUGGUGCUGCGACCCCUGCUCCUGUCCAAGAGGAGGGAGAUAAGGUAAAACAUGGGGCCAAGAGGGUGACUUUUCCCUCAGAUGAGGAUAUUGUCUCUGGUGCUGUUGAGCCAAAGGACCCCUGGAGACAUGCCCAGAAUGUGACGGUAGAGGAGAUCCUAAAUGCCUACAGACAAGCCUGCCAGAAGCUCAACUGCAAACCCAUCCCCAAAGUGCUUAAACAGAUACAGGAGUUAAGAGACCUGACUCAGCGAAAUGAGUGUCUCGAUCUUAAAGGGGAGAAGUUGGACUAUAAAGCCUGUGAAUCCCUGGAGGAGAUUUUUAAGAGGGUCCAGUUCAAAUUGGUGGACCUGGAGCAGACCAAUCUGGAUGAGGAUGGUGCCUCUGCACUGUUUGAUAUGAUUGAGUACUAUGAAUCUGCCACUCACCUCAACAUCUCCUUCAACAAGCACAUUGGCACCAGAGGCUGGCAGGCUGCCGCCCACAUGAUGAGGAAGACAAGUUCCUUACAGUAUCUGGAUGCCCGAAACACGCCCCUGCUGGAUCACUCAGCUCCGUUUGUGGCACGAGCUCUGCGCAUCAGCGGCAGCCUGGCAGUGCUGCACCUGGAGAACGCUGGCCUCUCUGGACGCCCGCUCAUGCUUCUGGCCACUGCUCUGAAGAUGAAUAUGAAUCUGAGAGAGCUCUACUUGGCCGAUAAUAAACUAAACGGCCUGCAGGACUCAGCCCAGCUUGGCAACUUACUCAAAUUCAACUACAACAUUCAGAUACUGGACCUGAGGAACAACCACAUACUGGACUCAGGUUUGGCAUAUGUGUGUGAGGGACUGAAGGAGCAGAGGAAAGGCCUGGUCACACUGGUGCUCUGGAACAAUCAGCUCACACAUAACGGCAUGGGCUACCUCGCCGCUGCACUGCCAUGUACUCAGAGUUUGGAGACCCUGAACUUGGGCCAUAAUGCAAUAGGCAAUGAGGGUGUCCAUAAACUGAAGGACGGAUUGAUUGCCAACCGGUCUGUCCUCAGACUGGGACUGGCUUCCACCAAACUGUCCUGCGAGGGAGCAGUGGCCGUGGCAGAGUUCAUAGCGGAGAGCCCACGGCUCUUGCGUCUGGACCUGAGAGAGAAUGAGAUAAAGACAGGAGGCCUCAUGGCCCUUUCCCUGGCCUUGAAGGUCAACACCUCACUGCUCAGACUCGACCUGGACCGUGAGCCCAAGAAAGAGACGGUGAAGAGCUUCAUAGAGACACAGCGGGCCCUGUUGGCUGAGAUCCAGAACGGCUGCAAACGGAACUUUAUCCUGGCCAAGGAGAAGGAAGAGACGGAGCAGAAGAUGCGUCUGUCGGCCUCCAUGGCAGAAAUUGCAUCUGAGGACACGCCUGUAGACGAAGAGGAGGACGAGGAGGCAGAUGCAUCUGGCAAGCAGGGAGAGGGAGGGAAACCCGACGGAGAAGAGGAUGGGAGAGAGGAAGAGGAAGGUGAGAAGCCAGCAGAGAGGCAGGGGGAAGAAAGUGAGAAGGCGUCUGCACAGGAUGAAUCAGAUUCAGACACUGAGGAAGAGGAGGAUGAAGAUGAGGUGGUGGAGGUAAAAGCCACGGCUCAGACAGCGUCCCAGAACCAGGCCGUGCUUCCAGCGGUAGUCAGCCCCCCCCCUCUGCACUCUCAGACAAACCUACCCUCCUCGGCCGCACCUCCUGCCGGACCCGCUGUGAUCUCUGGGAUCACGGUUACGGAAACCACGGCCCCGCCUGGUACCCCACCAUCGCCUGGUCGGUGCAUCUCUGUCUCCAGUCCUGGGAGGGGCCAUAAGAUCUUCAUGGUGACCCGUGUGGAGAGUCCUCCAGAGCAGCAGCAGCAGUGGCAAAGCCUGCCUCCCCAGGCUCAGAGCAGCUGCCCCCCCACCCCUCAGCAACCUCAGACAGCAAGUCCUAAAGAACCCCCCCAGCCUUCACAAGCACCAUUACAACACACACAGACGUCAGGAGAACAGCCUUCACCAACUCUAGUCCAGCAAAGUCCCGAACAGGCUCCCUUACAGACAGCUCCGGUCAGCACUGUAACACAACCAGCUCAGCCACCACAGACGCCGUCAGCUCAGACGGAACUACACACAGACGCUCCUCAGCAACAGGGAGGCACUCCACAUAAGGAGCAGCCUCAGCAGAGCUCCUCGGCACAGCAGCAGGUGGGAGACGAUCAGGGACACGUCAAGGAGCAGACUCAAGCCUCAGGAAACCCGGAGGAACUCCCGACACAGAGAGAGCACCUGCAAGAGACACACAACCUCUCUGCCAUACAGCAGCAGCUGACAAGCCAGACCACGCUAUCAGAGCAGCCUCAGUCAGUUACAGAGACACAGGAGAAUAGUCAAGAGCUUCAGUCAGAGCAAUCACAAAUGGAAGAGUCACCGUCGCUGCCCGCAGAGCAGCCGUUAAAGUCUAACACUACUGAAGAGCAGGGGAGGACGGAAGAGCCCGCAGAAGAGCAACUGCCCCCUCAGCCGUCUGCAGGGUCCCCCAGCAGCGAGGAGCAGCCCCAGGCACAGAUAAGGCCACAGCAGCCAGGGGGAAAUGCACGGAGCCCAACAGAUAAACCGCAGGAGCAAGACCCACAGCCACAGGUGGCACCACAGAUAUCAGCCGGGCAGCCGGCCUCUGAACCGUGCACAGCCGAUUCAGGGCAUCAGCGCCCCCUGGUGGAGGAGCAGGACUGUAGCUCCACCCUCUCGCCAGAGGACUCUCCAGAGUCCCUGGAUGAGAGGGAGAGCGCUGCCAUAGAGACGGCUGGAGCCGCUCUGCCCAACGGCCUGAAGCCAGAGUUUGCCUUGCACCUGCUGGACCCUGAGGGACCCAAGUCUGCCAGCUGCAUCAUGGAGCACGUGAGUGUGACAGCAGAACUCACCUGUGGUCAGGAUCUGGAGGAGCUCCUCCUAGAGGCUAGUCUGGAUACCAGCAGGGAUGCGCCCUGAUGCCGUUACCACGGUCUUGUUAGUUCAGAGAGACACGUGGGCUGAUUGUCCAUUCAGCUGAGCCUUUGGACUUGGAGCUCCCAGUCUUUAACCCUUGCCCCAUGCCAUUACCACAAACUUUCUACAGAGCCCAUACCGCCUCCACACCACAUGGGGAACUGUACCCCCUGCACCUGACCUAUUGACAAAUUAUAGUAAUGAAUCAAUAAAGAGAAAAGACAAAAAAAAAAGAAAGAAAAAUGAUCAUCUUCAUGAAACAUCAUCACAGAAAUCUCAUUCAUUCACUAAGCUAACCAGAGGACACACGCACUUAAAUAUAUAAGAUUUUUUUUUUCUUCUGGGGAAAAAAAAAAUUACACUAUUCUGUCACUACAUUCCCACUGCAAAGGAAUCCAAUAAAGUCAGGCAUACCAAAGACACACACACAGAAACACACACACACAACAGUCUUGUCUCUGUGGUUCCAGCGUGACAUACUUUGUCUGUUGCACACUGCUCAUGACUGCUCCCCUGUGGACAGAGGAGUUUACUGCAGCAGGAAGAUUGGAUCAUCAAGUUUACCCGAAUUGUUUGUUUUCAACUGACAAGACCUGAAUGUGCAGGACACUUCUUCAGCUUUUGACUGAAUGGAGGAGCGGUGGGACGGGUGGGAGGGGGGUUGGGGUGGCUUGAUGUGCUUUGUGGAUGUGUGUGCACUUUUGUGUGUGUGUGUGUCACGUGUUGUUCUGUCUCCUUUAAGAGAAAACAAAAAAGUUCUGCCAAAGUGACACGUUCACUCUUCAUGCGUUACCUGCAGCUUUGGCCUGCUCAGGAAUCGUCUCGUGUCUGACUAGCGAUGUUCAUGAACCCCCUCAGAGCCAUCUCUGCCAAACCCCCCCACACAUACACACACACACACACACACACUCUGUUAGAGCUGUCUGUGGGUUUCUGCAGUGAGAAGAGCAAAAACACAGCCUCUAAAGCCUUUAGGAAACCUGUAUGAAUGUUUGUAACAACAACCUCACUCUGUCUGGGCUGAAUGAUGACAUUCUCCAGCUGGAAAUCUUCUCCGGACACUUUGACCAUUGCUACAUUUCCUUCAGCUGGUUAUUGUUUUUGUCUUUCCCCUGCUUUAUAGAAAAAGAAAUGAAAGUCAAAAGGAACCCCCCUGCCAACACAUUCACAGGCUCACAUGCACACUCACAUACACACUUUCACACACACAGUCUAUCUUGUACUGGUUAUACACUGUGUGUAACCACACUUUGACAGCUAGAGACAGAAAACUAUACAUUGCCUUUAAUAAUUUUUCUCCUUUUUGCCAGUUUUGCUGCUUUGCUGAAUUGGUUGUUUCUAUUUAUUUUAUGGCUAAAUGAGCCUUUUGUGUGAUCCCCCCCCCUUAUCCUCUUGCCUUUCUUUUUAUUAGUUAUAAUUGUGGGGUUUUGCUUUUAAAAAUUUCCCCUCUGGUGUAUAUUUUCAGAUUGUAUACAGAGCAAUUAUAAAGUUUAAGGGUUUUUUUUUUCUUUGGAAGAGGGGAAUGGUAGUUGGGGUGAGGUUGAGCUAUCCCUCGGGCUUGGGUAUUGGGGAAGGGUAAAAAAGAAAAAAAAAAGUGCAGUUGUUGAACUAAAGAACAAAAUAGAAAGAGAGGAAGAAAAGCUACUGUAAUAAUAAGAGGACAGCCUGAAGGACUGGGGGAUCUGCUGACUUUCCGUAGAAAAACACUACUUUGUCAAGUGAAGCUACUGCCACUUGGGGUGCUAGAGAACUGCAAGACCACCUUUGGGGGAAUGAACAGUUUGGGAAAGAAGAAGAAAAAAAUCAAGAUUGUAGUGAGCCAAGAGGAUCAGGAACAAGUAGUGGGAGAACAGAUUGCCAGACCCAAUACUCUAAUGAUCUGUUGUCAGGUCCUCUCUCUGUACUCCUGUCUGUCUGGUCCUUACUCUGGCUUGUCUCCCCUUCACCAAUGAUGUCUGUGUAGCCCAUCAGGACUAUCACUGUGAACUGAGAGGUGGGUUAGCAAGUUCCACAAAGCCCCCAAAAUGGUUUUCCUCAGCACCCAGAUGUCUCUGGCAUAUAAACAAAUCAACAUUGCUGUGCUGCCCCCCAACCCAAUGUUUGUAAUGCUUUAAUUUUUAGUCACUUUUAAAUUCCUUGUUAAAUUAAUCAAAAAAUGUGCUGGUAAAUACAAAGAUGUGUAUGGCAGAUAUUUUUUUGUUUCUCUCUCAAAUAAAUGCAUGUGAUGAUAAAGU
Chanos chanos (milkfish) is the source of this 7044-nucleotide messenger RNA. RefSeq names its product protein phosphatase 1, regulatory subunit 37 (gene ppp1r37). Lineage: Eukaryota; Metazoa; Chordata; Actinopteri; Gonorynchiformes; Chanidae. The record is from RefSeq and is a predicted model, not a curated record. Gene Ontology annotation, molecular function: protein binding.